Molecule: messenger RNA, 2022 nt
Organism: Fopius arisanus
Lineage: Eukaryota; Metazoa; Arthropoda; Insecta; Hymenoptera; Braconidae
Gene: NaPi-T
Product: Na[+]-dependent inorganic phosphate cotransporter
Exons: 8
Coding region: 80-1585 (501 amino acids)
Biological process (GO): transmembrane transport; monoatomic anion transport
Cellular component (GO): membrane
Molecular function (GO): transmembrane transporter activity
Source: RefSeq, a predicted model, not a curated record
AACCUAAAUCAAUUAUCCAAUUAAUAAUCUAGUGAUGCUCGUGGAAUAAAUUUUCUCCUUUCAGAGAUAUUAACAUAAAAUGGGAAGAGAAAUACUCACGUGUCGAGAUGUCCUCUGGAUUCUGGUGUUUUGUGGAUUCGCAAUAAAUUACAUGCUCAGGAUAAAUCUCAAUCUGGCAAUCGUGGCGAUGGUGAUCCCAAGGACCAAAGGACCUGCGAUGGCGGAAUGCUCUCUCCAAAAAAUUCCGGGGAGCAGUCCCUCCAACAAAUCUCUCUACACGAUGACUUCAACGAUUUCUCAAAAAUUAACGACUGAUAAUUUGUUCGAUUGGAGUGAAUACGAUCAGGGUCUAGCCCUCGGUGCUUACUACUGGUUCCACUGGUUGACACAAUUGCCUGGGGGUCUAUUAGCCCGAAGGUACGGAACAAAAAUGGUUUUUGGUGUUGGAAACCUCGCGACCGCUGCUCUAGGUCUUCUCAUACCUUUUGCAACUGAGCAUCAUCUCUACGGAUUAGUCGCCAUCCGAGCCCUUCAGGGGUUCAUUUCGGGGGUCAUAUGGCCUUCGAUGCACGACAUGACAGCUAAAUGGAUUCCACCGAUGGAGAGGAGCAAAUUCGUCAGCGCUUAUUUAGGGAGUUCUGUUGGAGCUGCUGUUACGUAUCCCCUUUGUGCGUUUAUCAUCGACUGGAUCAACUGGCGAGCAGCUUUUUAUAUCACCUCCAUCAUCGGUAUCAUCUGGUACUGUUUCUGGUUUUUCCUGGUGUACGACACCCCCAAGGAGCACCCAAGAAUCCACGAGAACGAGUUCAAUCACAUCGUGGAGAGUCUAGGAGACACAGUGUCCACUUCCCAGAACGUCAAAGUCCCCUGGAAGGAAUUGCUCCUGUCAGGGCCAGUUUGGAUCACAAUAAUCGCCCACUGGGGUGGGGUCUGGGGUUUCCUAACUUUCAUGACACAAGCCCCAUCGUACUUCAACUUCGUCCACGGAUGGAACAUAAACGCAACUGGACUCUUGUCGGGGCUUCCCCACGUUCUUCGCAUGAUUUUCUCCUACAUUUAUUCAAUCUUCAGCGAUUGGCUCCUGCGAACUCAGAGAAUGUCUCAUAAAAACGUGAGAAAACUCGCGAAUUUCGUGACAACUGGGGGUGGAGCACUCUUCACCCUGGGGUUGAGUUUCAGUGGAUGUCAGCCCAUUCUUGCCAUCAUCUUCAUGAUGGCAGGAACUGCUAUCAAUGGUGCUGUGUCAGCGGGUACACUCGCUGUAUUCGUCGAUCUGAGUCCCAAUUUUGCGAGUGUCCUGUUGGGAUUCUGUGGAUUAGUGACGACUGGCGCGGGAUUCAUAUCUCCAUUGAUUGUGGGAAUUCUCACUAAUCACAGGCAAACGAUAGAACAAUGGCGCCUGGUGUUUAUGAUAGCAGCAGCAAAUCUGGGAAUCAGUGCGAUUGCUUAUCAGUUCUGGGGAACAGCUGAUGUACAGCCGUGGAACGAGUGCAAGGAACGGGAAGGGGAAUCCCCCGAUGAAUUGACUGGUCUGAGAUCGAAGAAACGAGAAGAAUCUGAUGAGACUGAUAAAGUAGAUGUAUGAUAAAACUAGAAGACGAUCGGACAAUACGAACACUUGGUCAGUGUUUUUAUCGUCUGAUCGUCCUCACCUGCUCCUCACGCUUUUAGAAAAAUUAUUUGACAAACUCUUGAAUUUCUAGUAGAAAAGAAUCGAUCGGCUGACAAAAAACAACGAUCGGCUAGAAAAAAAAACUGAUUUUUAUGUAAAUAUUAGUGGCUUUUCAGUCUAGUCGAGAAUAAAUCCAUAUUUUUCAACAGGUGUGAAUAAAGUAAAACUUUUACAACAACAAAUUCUCCAAUAAUCAAUAGUCAACAAUUAAUUGUAAAAAUAUCUACUUCAUGCUUUCCCUUAUUAAUGUCAAAUACGAGAAUGCCGUGGUGAUGAUCUGAAAAAAAAAAGGAGAUUUAAUUAUUUUCUCCGGAAUUCUGGAAUGUGCAAUUUUAUCGAAUUAAUCAUUA